This is a messenger RNA of Vollenhovia emeryi, 1200 nucleotides long. RefSeq lists its product as uncharacterized. NCBI's taxonomy places the organism in Eukaryota, Metazoa, Arthropoda, Insecta, Hymenoptera, Formicidae. The record is from RefSeq and is a predicted model, not a curated record. The transcript has a single exon. Bases 1 to 1200 code for a protein of 399 amino acids.
AUGAUUGACAUUCUCAAUAUCAACGAAGAGCCAAUCUUCGACGAGCGCAUCGUCAAGAUUGAGACUCACUCGUACAAUCCGUUUGCCAACACUACAUUCGGGCACAGCGAUGAGAUAAGAACACCAAUACAACAACAGGAUCUCUAUACGUUGCCGCAUGAAAGUUUUCUGUACAUCGAGGGAAAACUAACUACUGCCAAUCAAAUCGAAGGAUCUGAUGUAGUACUGGGAAAUAAUUGUGUCGCGUUCAUGUUCGACGAGAUCCGAUAUGAACUUGAUGGUGUGGAGAUUGAUCGCGCCAGAAAUGUUGGAAUAACCAGCACGCUCAAGACCUAUGUCUCGUCAUCGUUCGAUAAAAUGAUGUCUCUGAAGAAUGCCGGCUGGGAUGUGGUGAACAAUGGAACCGGAGACUUUAAUUUUUGUGUGCCGCUCAGCAUGCUAUUGGGAUUCUGUGAAGAUUAUCAACGCGUGGUGAUUAACGCCCGUCACGAAUUGAUUUUAAUACGAUCACGCAAUGAUAACAACUGUCUCUUUAGAAAUGCAGCGAUGGAGCCUAAACUUGUAAUAUUCAAGAUACAGUGGCGCAUGCCGCAUGUGUUGUUUAACGAGGUGAACAAACUGUCGAUGCUGCGUGCUUUGGAAAGCGGACAAUACCUCAAUAUGGGAUUUCGUUCAUGGGAUCUGUACGAGUAUCCUCUAUUGCAACAGACGACUAAACAUUCAUGGGCUAUUAAAACGGCUACUCAGCUCGAGAAGCCGCGGUAUCUUAUCUUUGCUCUGCAAACAGGUCGGAAGAAUGUCAUGUCACAGAAUGUGAGCCAAUUCAGUCACUGCAAAUUAAGCAACGUGAAACUCUAUCUGAAUUCGGAAUGUUAUCCAUACGAUGAUAUGAAUCUGGAUUUCGAUAAAAACAAAUGGUCGAGUCAGUAUGAUGCGUAUUCGCGGUUCCGGAAGAGCUAUUUCGGAAACGAGGUUCUUAUGCCUGGUCUCACUACCAACAAUUUUCUCGAACAAGGACCGUUUGUCAUUAUCGAUUGCUCCCGACAAAACGAGUCAGUCAAGAGCGCGACUGUGGACGUGAGAUUGGAAUUUGAGUCUAAGGAGAAUGUGCCAGUGAAUACCACUGCGUACUGUCUCAUCAUACAUGAUCGUGUGGUUCAGUACAAUCCGCUGACCAGCGUCGUGCGCAAAAUUCCCUAA